This is a messenger RNA of Capronia coronata CBS 617.96, 3081 nucleotides long. RefSeq names its product xaa-Pro aminopeptidase. The record is from RefSeq and is a predicted model, not a curated record. The transcript has 4 exons. Gene Ontology annotation, molecular function: nucleosome binding. Lineage: Eukaryota; Fungi; Ascomycota; Eurotiomycetes; Chaetothyriales; Herpotrichiellaceae. Gene Ontology annotation, cellular component: FACT complex. Bases 1 to 3081 code for a protein of 1026 amino acids. Gene Ontology annotation, biological process: transcription elongation by RNA polymerase II; positive regulation of transcription elongation by RNA polymerase II.
AUGGGCGACAUUGUCAUCAAUGCGAAUACCUUCUUCGAGCGCCUGACCACCCUAUACAAUGCUUGGAAGGCUGACAAGAGAUCGGGAGAUGGUUCAUUCGGUGGCGCAGACACGAUUGUCGUCCUGACCGGGAAAGCUGAUCAAGACACCCAAUAUGUCAAGAACAAUGCCGUCCAUUUCUGGCUGCUGGGCUACGAAUUUCCGGCGACACUGAUGGUUUUCACCCCCGCUGUCUUGUACGUUGUUACGACCGAAAAGAAGGCAAAGCAUCUCCAACCGUUGAAAAAUGGCAAAAUACCAAUUGAGAUCCUCACUGUCCACAUGAAGCAACCCGAGACGCGAACGCAGGCUUUCGAGAAAUGUAUCGAGAUCAUCAAGAACGCAGGCAAAAAGGUCGGCGUCAUUCCAAAGGCUGACGCCCACGGCCCAUUUGUCGACGAGUGGGUCAAGAUGUUCGGCGACCUCUCGAAAGAGAUUGAAGAGGUUGACAUAUCCGCCGCUCUUUCUGCUGCUUUCGCUGUCAAGGACGAGAAUGAGCUGAGAGCCAUGCGCACUGCUGCUCGAGCAGCAAGUGCUAUAAUUACGGACUAUUGGGUCGACGAAAUGUCCGAAGUGCUCGACCAAGAAAAGAGAGUCACCCAUCGUACUCUUUCCGAUCGGUUGAUGAAGAAGAUUGAUGAUGACAAAUUCUUUAAGGGUGUCUCCAAGCUGCCGUCGGAUUUCGAUACCCAGCAGUUGGACUGGGCAUAUGGGCCUAUCGUGCAGAGCGGCGGACAGUACGAUCUGGGGAUGAACGCCCAACCAAACGAUGAAAACCUUCACUCAGGAUGCAUCAUGGCUGGACUGGGCUUCCGAUACAAGACCUACUGUUCCAUUCUGGCGAGAACUUAUCUAAUCGAUCCGAGCAAAUCCCAAACAGCGAAUUACAAGAUCCUUCUCGCCGCUCACGAUGCAGCAAUGAAAGAGAUCAAGGAUGGCGCUGUGAUCAAAGACGUCUACAACAAAGCUUUGGGUGUGGUGAAGUCCAAGAAACCCGAGUUGGAGAGGCAUUUCGGCAAAGAUGUCGGCGCGGCCAUUGGCAUCGAAGUUAGGGACCCUAAGCUGGUCUUGAAUGGGAAGAAUACCAGGACCCUCAAGGAUGGCAUGACAGUCAGUGUCACUACGAGUCUCUCAGAUCUGACCAACGACAAGCCCCAAGACAAAAAGGGUGCCAACUAUACCCUAGUUUUGAUAGACACUGUGCGGGUUACCAGAGGCGAACCUGUGGUCUUCACCAAAGAGGCGCUCACAGACCUCGAUUCCAUCGAAUUCUAUUUCAAGGAUGACGAGGAAGAGACAAAGCCGAAACAAGAGAAAUCUAAGAAGGCCGGUGCUGGCGCCAUCGUGACCUCCAACAUCAAAUCAACGCGGCUUCGGGGUGCAAAUAGGCAAGACAAUGCCAAGGAGGAGGAAGAAGCCCGCCGACGGGAGCAUCAAAAGGAGCUCGCCGCCAAGAAGCAGCGUGAAGGCCUUGAGAAGUACGCUGAGGCUACCGGGGACAUGAACGGAGAGAACGAGAAGAAGUUCAAGAAGUUUGAAUCCUACAAACGUGAGGGCCAGCUUCCCUCACGCACCAAGGAUCUGAUCGUCUGGGUCGACACCAAGGCCUCGACCGUCAUCCUCCCGAUCAUGGGUCGACCGGUACCGUUCCACAUCAACACGAUCAAGAACGUCAGCAAAUCGGAUGAAGGCGAGUACACCCACUUGCGAUUCAACUUCUUGUCUCCUGGUCAAGGUGUUGGACGUAAGGAUGAUCAGCCUUUUGAGGAUCCCCAAGCCCAUUUCAUCCGAUCCUUGACCGUCCGGUCCAGGGAUCAAGAUCGUCUCUCAGAAGUCUCGGCGCAGAUCACCGAGCUGCGGAAGUCGGCUGUCCGUCGCGAGCAAGAGAAGAAGGAAAUGGAAGAUGUUGUUGAGCAAGACAAGCUGAUUGAGAUCCGCAAUCGUCGCCCGAUUAAACUUAGCGAUGUUUAUCUGCGACCUGCUCAGGAUGGCAAGCGUGUGCCUGGUGAAGUCGAGAUACAUCAAAACGGUCUUCGAUACAGUUCGCCGCUGCGCAAUGAUCAUGUCGAUGUGGUCUUCUCCAACGUCAAGCACCUGUUCUUUCAGCCGUGCGUUGGCGAGUUGAUUGUACUCAUCCACGUCCAUCUGAAGAACCCGAUCAUCAUCGGCAAGCGCAAGACCAGAGAUGUCCAGUUCUAUCGAGAAGCCACCGACAUGGCCUUUGAUGAGACAGGAAACCGGAAGCGAAAGCAUCGCUUUGGUGACGAAGAGGAGUUUGAGCAGGAACAAGAAGAGCGAAGACGGAGAGCAGAACUCGAUCGACUCUUCAAGGGAUUUGCCGAGAAGAUCUCGGAUGCUGCCCGAGAUUACAACAUUGCUGUCGACAUCCCCUUCAGAGAACUCAGCUUCAACGGUGUUCCCAAUCGUAGCAACGUGCUCAUGGCGCCGACCACAGAUGCCUUGGUCCAAUUGACCGAACCACCUUUCACGGUCAUCACGCUUGAUGAGAUCGAGAUUGCCCAUCUCGAAAGAAUCCAGUUUGGCCUGAAAAACUUCGAUCUGGUCUUCGUCUACAAGGAUUUCCAUCGGCCCCCCACCCACGUCAAUACCAUCCCGGUCGAAUUCCUUGAUCGAGUCAAGGAGUGGCUUGACAGUGUGGACAUUGCCUAUACUGAAGGACCCCUCAACCUGAACUGGGGAACAAUCAUGAAGACCGUCACCACCGAUCCACAUCAAUUCUUCAAGGAUGGCGGUUGGAGCUUCCUUGCCACCGACACUGAUUCGGAACAAGAAGAUGAAUCAGAGGAAGAAAGCGCGUUUGAGAUGAGUGACUCGGAGCUGGCCGAGGCCAGUGAAUCGGAGAGCGACGAUGAGAGCGAAUUUGAUGAAGACGCCAGUGCCAGUGACGACGAAGGAGAGCCGGAUAGCGGAAUGAGUGACGAAGGAGAAGACUGGGAUGAGAUGGAGAAGAAGGCCAAGAAGGAAGACCGAGCAGGUCACACGGAGGAAGAAGACAAAGGUGGCCGAAAGCGGAAGAGAUGA